CACUCGUGCGCUUUCGUGGGGGAUCGAGUCCCCUUCCGCGUAGAGGCCCACGCCUCCGCAGCAGGUGGCCUCGUGAGGCCUACGUCUCCUCCGCUCGUCCCGCAGAGUGCGGGGAGACCCGGGGGUACGGGCCUGACCGAGACUCCCCUCCUCAGCCGCGGCCUGACAGCCCAGCCGCCGGCACUUUUGACCCAGAGUCAAGCCUUGCAUAGGGGGCAGCAGCAGAAGGAACUGGGGGUUGUUGGAGCUGGGAGGAUAGGACAGUCCCCUAAAGGAAAAGCAGGCCCCAAGGUUUGAGGAAGAGGGAUGCCCGGGAAAGGCCCUGGCCCCUUGUUUUCUGUGCUGGGUGCUGACCUGACACCCGUGGGAAAAGGUCACUGCUGGACACCUGGAUCGGGUCUGUCAUGUACAGAGGAAGCGGCUGUUCUACCAUCUGCCUGCUCUUCUGCCAUCGGAACUCCCUGACUGUGCCAGCCUCUAGGCCAUGGAGAAUGAGCUACCAGUCCCACAUACGUCUAGCAGUGCCAGUGUCACCAGCAGUACCAGUGGGGCCAGCAGUGGCUGCAACAAUGGCAGCAGUGGUGGGAGUGGCCGCCUCACUGGCCCCCAAAUAUCUGUGUACAGUGGUAUCCCUGACCGGCAGACCGUGCAGGUGAUCCAGCAGGCCCUGCACAGGCAGCCGGGCACGGCAGCACAGUACCUGCAGCAGAUGUACGCAGCCCAGCAGCAGCACCUCAUGCUGCAGACGGCGGCCCUCCAGCAGCAGCACCUCAGCAGCGCCCAGCUCCACAGCCUGGCGGCUGUUCAACAGGCGAGCCUGGUGGCCAACAGACAAGCGAGCACUUCAGGCAGCAAUGUGUCUGCACAGGCCCCAGCCCAGUCAUCUUCGAUCAACCUGGCCGCCUCCCCGGCAGCAGCCCAGCUCCUCAACCGGGCUCAGAGCGUCAACUCCGCAGCAGCCUCAGGCAUCGCCCAGCAGGCUGUGCUCUUGGGCAACACAUCUUCCCCAGCCCUGACUGCGAGCCAAGCACAGAUGUAUCUAAGGGCACAGAUGCUCAUCUUCACGCCCACGGCCACCGUCGCUACUGUGCAGCCUGAGCUCGGCACUGGCUCCCCCGCCCGGCCCCCCACCCCCGCCCAGGUACAGAACUUGACCCUCCGAGCACAGCAGACACCAGCUGCAGCAGCUUCGGGCCCUCCGCCCACUCAGCCUGUCCUGCCCAACUUGGCCCUGAAACCCACGCCUGGCAGUAGCCAGCCUCUGCCUACCCCAUCACAGGGCAGAAACACUGCUCAGGGUUCCCCCGCAGGUGCCAAGCCUGGCAUAACUGACAGUCUGAUGGAGCCACUCAAGAAAGGAGAUGGCGGCAGCAGUGUGCCAGGGAACAUGGAGGGCCGGGCUGGGCUCAGCCGGGCGGUUCCUGCUGUGGCUACCCACCCCCUCAUUGCACCAGCUUAUGCUCAACUGCAGCCACACCAGCUCCUCCCACAGCCAUCAUCAAAGCACCUGCAGCCCCAGUUUGUGAUCCAGCCGCAGCCGCAGCAAUCUCGGCCUGUGCUCCAAGCCCAGUCCCAGCCCCAGCUCGCCUCGGUCUCUCCCAGCGUGGCCCUGCAGCCCGGCUCAGAAGCCCAUGCCAUGCCACUUGGGCCAGUCACACCUGCCCUGCCACUGCAGUGCCCCACUGCCAAUCUGCACAAGUCUGGCAGCAGUCAGCAGGGUCACUCUCCUAUACCAGACCCUGAGCCUCAGAAUGGACACCCUGAGGGCAUAUCCCACACCCCUCCACGCAGGUUCCAGCAUGCAUCAGCUGUCAUCUUGCAGCUACAGCCUGCUUCCCCAGUGCCCCCACAGUGCACCCCUGAUGACUGGAAGGAAGUGGCACCUGGUGAGAAGAGUGUGCCUGAGACUCGGUCUGGCCCAUCACCACAUCAUCAAGCCGUUGUCACCGCCAUGCCCAGUGGCCUGCCUGUACCCAAGAACCCCAACAUCCAGCAGUCCUCAGCUCACGAGACAGGGCAGGGCAUUGUUCAUGCACUGACCGACCUCAGCAGCCCCGGCAUGACCUCAGGGAACGGAAACUCUGCCUCCAGCAUCGCCGGCACUGCCCCCCAGAAUGGUGAGAAUAAACCACCACAGGCCAUUGUGAAACCCCAAAUCCUGACGCAUGUUAUCGAAGGGUUUGUGAUCCAGGAGGGGGCGGAGCCUUUCCCGGUGGGACGCUCGUCCCUGCUGGUGGGGAAUCUCAAAAAGAAGUAUGCACAGGGGUUCUUGCCUGAGAAACUUCCACAGCAGGAUCACACCACCACCACUGACUCGGAGAUGGAAGAGCCCUAUCUGCAAGAAUCCAAAGAGGAGGGUACUCCCCUCAAACUCAAGUGUGAGCUCUGUGGCCGGGUGGACUUUGCCUACAAAUUCAAGCGUUCCAAGCGCUUCUGUUCCAUGGCUUGUGCAAAGAGGUACAAUGUGGGGUGCACCAAACGAGUGGGACUUUUCCACUCAGACCGGAGCAAGCUGCAAAAGGCAGGAGCCACGACCCACAACCGCCGUCGGGCCAGUAAAGCCAGUCUGCCCACACUUACCAAGGAUACCAAGAAGCAGCCAACAGGCACUGUACCCCUUUCAGUUACUGCUGCCUUGCAGCUAACACACAGCCAGGAAGACUCCAGCCGCUGCUCAGAUAACUCAAGCUAUGAGGAACCCUUGUCACCCAUCUCAGCCAGCUCAUCUACUUCCCGCCGGCGACAAGGCCAGCGGGACCUGGAGCUCCCCGACAUGCACAUGCGGGACCUGGUGGGCAUGGGACACCACUUCCUGCCAAGUGAGCCCACCAAAUGGAACGUAGAAGACGUCUAUGAAUUCAUCCGCUCUCUGCCAGGCUGCCAAGAGAUAGCAGAGGAAUUCCGUGCCCAGGAAAUUGACGGGCAAGCUCUGCUGCUGCUCAAGGAAGACCACCUGAUGAGCGCCAUGAACAUCAAGCUGGGGCCUGCCCUGAAGAUCUAUGCUCGCAUCAGCAUGCUCAAGGACUCCUAGGGCUGGCCGGGCUGCCAGGAUUCUGGCCCAGGGCUCCCCCUCCCGACUGAGCAGAGCAGACAGACAGACAUUCCUGAGGAGCCCAGAAAUGGGGCCAGUCGGAGGGAAGGAGCUCUCUCUCCCUAGGGGCGUGGCUGGUGAGGAGGUCUGGGCACCUCCUCCUUGGCUCUCAGGGGCCUUUCAUUUCUGUGAGAGGGGCAGAGAGGUAGGUGGCGCUGAAGAUGGGGCUUUAUGCUUGUAAAUAUUGAUAGCACUGGCUUCCUCCAAAGUCCCAAUACUCUAGCCCCGCUCUCUUCCCCUCUCUCUGUCCCCCAUUUUCCAGGGGGCAAAUGGUCAGGGCUCCCAACCUCAGUUGGGUUAUUUCCAAGGGCAGCCAGCAGGCCUGGAUAGAGGCCUAGAAAGCCCUUGCCUUCCUUCCUCCCACUUCUUUCUCCAGGUCUGGUUAACUCUUCCGUUGCCAGCUUCUCCCCCUUCAAACUGCUUCUGCAGCAGCAGCAGGGUUCUCCCCGUCCACCCUCUGCAGGUGGAAAGAGAAGCUGGGCCCAGUUGGGCCAUGCCUGCUGGCACAGACGCCUUAACGCCGUGUGUAUGACUGUAUGACUGUGUGGGAGCCUGGACUGACAGGCCAAGAGCUACCCUCUGGCAUCUCCAGGUGUUUUGUAGCAAACAGCCACUUAGUGCUUUGUCCUGGACUCCUCCAUCUCAGGAUGGGGAAUAGCGAAGAAGGGCAGCCUCAGUGCUCAGUGCGGAGAGGCAAGAUCAGAGAGAGAUGGCAAUUAGAUUUCCCUUUCCAGACUUGUCACAGCGUCUCUGAUGACCCCUCCCACACCGUGAAGUUCCCCUGACUGCUCUCCUGGCUCACAAACAGCAUUAAGAAAGCUGCUGGUGGGCUGGGCUGCAAAGCCCAGAGGGCAGAGCCAGGCCAUGCCUCCUGAUCUGCCUGCUACCCACCCUCCAGCCCCAGUGAACUCGGAGGGGUGACUCAGCUGGAGUCACCCUGAUGAGAAGAAGGCAGCUCUUGGCCUCCCCCUCCUACACUUCUUUGCCUAUAAAACUUGGUGGCAGCAGUUUGAGCUGCCUGAAGGGGCAGGGCAGGAAGGGCGAGGGCCUGCCUCUGAUUUGCCCUGUCCUUUGCAGGCUCCUGAGGGUGUCCUUUGCAGGAAGGGGGUGGGUACCUUUCUCAGCUUGUUGUAUCCCUCCACCCCCACCCUAAGCCAGGGUUGGAAAUGAAGGACUUUUUUAACCUUUUUGUUUUUUAAAAAUAAAUCUGUAAAAUC
Nycticebus coucang (slow loris) is the source of this 4308-nucleotide messenger RNA. It is a transcript of the gene PHC2, whose product is annotated as polyhomeotic homolog 2. Gene Ontology annotation, cellular component: nucleus; PRC1 complex. Bases 485 to 3031 code for a protein of 848 amino acids. The transcript is spliced from 15 exons. The record is from RefSeq and is a predicted model, not a curated record. Gene Ontology annotation, molecular function: zinc ion binding; protein binding. NCBI's taxonomy places the organism in Eukaryota, Metazoa, Chordata, Mammalia, Primates, Lorisidae.